Messenger RNA from Rhizophagus irregularis DAOM 181602=DAOM 197198, 967 nucleotides. NCBI's taxonomy places the organism in Eukaryota, Fungi, Glomeromycota, Glomeromycetes, Glomerales, Glomeraceae. The record is from RefSeq and is a predicted model, not a curated record.
AUACAUAUAUAUAUAUAUUUAUUUAUUUUUAUUACUAUUAUUAUCAUUAUGUAUGUUUAAAAUUUUUUUCCUGCAUAAAAGAAUUUUUUUUUUUUCUAAGAAAAUAUUUAUUUUUGAAAAAUCUCGGGGGGUUUUCGAUUCACGGUUAAUUGUAUAUUUAGUAAUGAAGGCUUAUGAAAAAUCAUACUUCGCCUCAUUUCUAAAUUUACCAAUAACCGGCUAAUUUUCAGAAUUUUUGAAGAAAAAAACUUAAAAAGCUGAGAUUUUCAUUAUUAGUUAUUUUCUUUCUUUAUUUUUUAUCGGACCUAGCUGAAAAAGAAAAUAUACGUAUAUAUAUAUAUUUUUUAUGGAAAAUUAUUAUACUAUUGAUUAAGAAUAUUUAAUAUGAUUUAUAUUGGAUUUAAAUAUAAGUACGCACUUGUACUUAUUAUAGUACUUGUUGCAAUAUUUAUUACAGUUAAUUUUGCAUCACCAACCUACGAACUAACGAGUCAAGCUCUUCAAAAGAGACAAGGUAAAGGUGGAGGAGAUGGAGGUGGACCGAAAGGAGGUGGUGAUAAUGGAGGUGGACCGAAAGGAGGUGGUGAUAACGGAGGUGGACCGAAAGGAGGUGGUGAUAAUGGAGGUGGACCGAAAGGAGGUAAUGAUAAUGGAGGUGGACCGAAAGGAGGAGAUAAUGGAGGUGGACCGAAAGGAGGAGGUGAUAACGGAGGGAAUGAUGCACCAAAAGCGGGCGGUGAUGCACCAAAAGGAGGAGGUGAUAACGGAGGGAAUGAUGCACCAAAAGCGGGCGGUGAUGCACCAAAAGGAGGAGGAGGUGAUAACGGAGGGAAUGAUGCACCAAAAGCGGGCGGUGAUGCACCAAAAGGAGGAGGUGAUAACGGAGGGAAUGAUGCACCAAAAGCGGGCGGUGAUGCACCAAAAGGAGGAGGUGAUAACGGAGGGAAUGAUGCACCAAAAGCGGGCG